Messenger RNA from Apus apus (common swift), 2284 nucleotides. RefSeq names its product ceramide synthase 2 (gene CERS2). Lineage: Eukaryota; Metazoa; Chordata; Aves; Apodiformes; Apodidae. The record is from RefSeq and is a predicted model, not a curated record. The transcript is spliced from 11 exons. Gene Ontology annotation, cellular component: membrane. Gene Ontology annotation, biological process: ceramide biosynthetic process. The coding region runs from base 90 to 1214 and encodes 374 amino acids. Gene Ontology annotation, molecular function: sphingosine N-acyltransferase activity; DNA binding.
CGGUGACGUCACUCCCGCUGCCUGCGCGGGGCGCGCGCUGGGGGGGGGGGCAGCGGCGGCGCGAGGCGGCGGCUCCGGGCGGCGGCGCCAUGUUCCAGACCCUGUACAGCUACUUCUGGUGGGAACGGCUCUGGCUCCCGGCGAACCUCACCUGGGCUGACCUGCAGGACCGGGAUGGGCGAGUCUACGCCAAAGCCUCCGACCUCUACAUCACCCUCCCCUUGGCCUUCCUCUUCCUCGUGGUCCGGCACCUCUUUGAGACGUACGUGGCCACCCCACUGGCCGGGCUGCUGAACGUCAAGGAGAAGAUCAGGUUAAAAGCCACCCCUAACCCCGUGCUGGAGAAGUUUUAUGCUGCCACCACCAAACACCCCAAGCAGGCCGACGUGGAGAUGCUCUCCAAGAAGAGCGGGCACACGGUGCGGCAGGUGGAGCGUUGGUUCCGCCGCCGCCGCAACCAGGACCGGCCCAGCCUGCUCAAGAAGUUCAGGGAGGCCAGUUGGCGAUUCACGUUUUACCUUAUUGCUUUCAUUGCUGGCAUGGCUGUCAUAGUGGAUAAACCCUGGUUCUACGACCUGCGGGAGGUGUGGAAGGGGUACCCCAUCCAGAGCAUCCUGCCCUCCCAGUACUGGUACUACAUGAUCGAGCUCUCCUUCUACUGGUCCCUGCUCUUCAGCAUCGCCUCCGACGUCAAGCGCAAGGACUUCAAGGAGCAGAUCAUCCACCACGUCGCCACCAUCAUCCUCAUCAGCUUCUCCUGGUUCGCCAACUACGUCCGCGCAGGGACGCUCAUCAUGGCCCUGCACGACUCCUCAGACUACCUGCUGGAGUCUGCCAAGAUGUUCAACUAUGCUGGCUGGAGAAACACCUGCAACAACAUCUUCAUCGUCUUCGCCGCCGUCUUCAUCGUCACCCGCCUGGUCAUCCUGCCCUUCUGGAUCAUGCACUGCACGGUCGUUUACCCGCUGGAUCUCUACCCUCCCUUCUUUGGCUACUACUUCUUCAACUUCAUGAUGGUCGUGCUGCAGUCGCUGCACGUCUUCUGGGCCUACCUCAUCAUCCGCAUGGCCCAGAAGUUCAUAACUGGAAAGGUGGUUGAGGACGAGCGGAGCGACCGCGAGGAGACGGACAACUCGGAGGAGGAGGAGGAGAAGAACGGGCCCCUCUCCAACGGCCACCCCGUCCUCAACAACAACCACCGCAAAACCGACUGAGCGUCCUGCCCGGCGGGGGGGCCGGGGGGGCCCCCCCCAGAGCCCACACCCGGGAGGUGUCAGACCCCAGCCACGUCACCCUCGCGCAGUGCCCAGGUGUCCCCCCCGGCCGCUCCAUCCUCGUCCCUCCCUGGGCCAGCAAAGCAAACCGGGACCCCCAGAGCCCCUCUGGGCUCCCCCCCUGAUUUGGGGCCACAGCUCCAGGGGGGCAGCAGUUCCGGGGGGAGCAGUGGUCGCUGCUCCCCCCUCUCCCGUUGGGGCCAUUUCUGCCUUUCACCUCCUGCCUUAAUCCACCUCGUGCCCCGGGACAGGCGGAGCCAGGAGCAUCCCCUGGGAUGGUGCCUUUCCCAGCUCUGGUGCCUUUCCUGGCUCCAGCCCCUCACGGGCUCCAGCCCCUCGUUAUUCCCUUUUUUCCAACCAUCUCCUGGCCGGAGGGGAGCGGGUCCUGCAGCCUCUUCCAACACCGGGAUAAAAAUCCCCUUCCCUGCCCCGCGCUCGGCGCCGGUGCCGAGAGGUGGAAACGCCGGCGCAGCCUCUGGGAGCUGGAGCAGGUGACACCCCGGGGGAGCAGGUGACAUCCCAGGUGACACCCCGGGUGUUUUGGUGGCUGAGUUUCACAAUGACACUAUGAAAGUGCUCGGGGGGGGGGGGGGCAGGAAGCCACAGGGUUCAGUCACUACUUGUGUCUCCCCGAGGAGUUUAAUCCCCUCGUUUCUCCUUGUCACAGGGUUUCCAGUCUCUCCCUCCCCAUGGCCUCUCCUGGGCCCUUUCCCAGCUGUAACAGGACAAAUUUGCAACUGAUUUUUUUUUUUUCCUCCUUGUUUUUGGUUUUUGUUUCUAUUUAUUUGGAAGUUGGAAGGAGCUGGGCUUGGCUCUGCCUCCCACAUCCACCCGGGAUGGGGGGAGACCUCCCAGCACGAGGGGGUGUGGGGGGAAAAGGACCAUUAACCAACAUCAGACCAAAACGUGUUUUGUUUUGUUUUUCUUUUUUUUUUUUUAAAUAAAAGGUUAAAUAUAUUAAAAGUUUAAAAAAAAAACUAAUAAACUUCGGUAUAAAAAAAAAAUGCUAA